Messenger RNA from Vitrella brassicaformis, 2387 nucleotides. The record is from the annotation of a GenBank genome assembly. NCBI's taxonomy places the organism in Eukaryota, Vitrellaceae.
AUGGACACCCAUGGCCGCCUGUUCUCAUUCGCCAAGUACCUCAUGGUCAGUCUGUCCGCCAGCCACACACACAGACGCCUCCAGCUAUCGAAUGACUUUCCCUGUCUGUCUGUCUGUCUUUGGUUCUGUGUGUGCAGUUCUUGUCGAUGUGUGACAUCAAUUUGGCCGCGAGCGAUGUCCGCCUGCUGGCCGCCACGGCCGUUUACGUCACACGCAAGACCAACCAGAAACACAUAGCGGGCCGCAUUUGGGUGAGCCUAACAGUAGCAGCACGGGUCAUGGCCUACCUAUGGCCUGUAUGGGUUUGUGUGUCCCAUUGUUCAUUGUCAGAGUGCGGCCCUUGUGGCUGAGAGUUCGAUGAGUGAGGCGGCGUUGCAGUCUGGCAUGAUGACACUGAGGAUGCAGCGGCUCAUGUGGGGCGACACACAGACCACCAAAGGGGUGAGCAUGUCAGAAGACCAGUAGAACCGCCAACACAGCACCGUGUUGAUGUCGUUGUGUGUCGUUUGUGUGGUGUGCGCGCAGGUCAUGACGGAUGCAGUGGAUGAGCUGUUCGCCCCGGCCGACCGCCACGGCGUCGCAUCGACCCGCAGCCACACACAACAAGAGCAGCAGCAGCAGCAUCGGGUGCGUCUGACACAACCGACCGCCAUGCACCCGAUGUGCCUUGAGAAUCGACCUGCAUUGUUACGUGUGUGUUGAUCUGCAGGGGGGGAACCAGGAGCACCCCUUCACCCACCUGUUCGCCGAAGACCGCUGCCGCAUCCCGGACAUCAGCACCACACUGCAGCUGAGGGUAUCAGGCCGGUGCAUCAGAGAGGCCUUCUCAUCUGCCCAGCUGCGCAACCGACUCGACCACUCACUGAGCCGUGAUGGCGAUGGCGGCAUCAACACCCCACAGCUGCAGCUGCUGCGGUUCGACCCAUCGCUGUGUGUGGGCGACCUCAUGGCGGCGGUGUGGAUAGCCGAGGAGCCAGGAGCGCGGCGGAAGUGGGAUGGGACAAGAGAGACCCUGCAGUGGGCCAGUGAGUGCGGCUUCUGUCAGCUGCCCGUCAUGCUCACCAGUGCUGACAUCAACAGACACGCCAACAAGACGGUAAGGCACACACACACAGGGGCGGGGAUACAGCAGAGAGGCCUCAUCCUCUCUCUCUCUCUCUCUGUGUGUGUGUGUGUGUGUGUGUCUGUGUCUGUGGUGGCGUUUAGGCGUAUAGAUCGGUAGCUCGUGUGUUGGCGCAGCUCACGUUGGUGGGCCGCCACAUCGACUUCGGUGGCGGCAGCCGCCUGCAGAUCGUCCGCCAUGCCAAUGGUGAGGUGCGGGCCAUCAAGGACGAGCCCGGCUUCCAGGUGGACGUCGACCCGCCCCUCCCCGCCCACCAUCUGUGUCGGCAGCACCGACAGCAGCAUGACCCACCGAUGACCAGCGACAUCCACUAGCGGGACGCCAGAUGGGUGUCGUUCGGUCUCCCGACCACCUAUGCGUCAUUGUCAUCAUUCGCCAAGCGCACGAUCCUCAACCACUUCUACUGGACUCACCAGACCAAUCGCACAUCGAUAUUACUCAACAGGUAAGACAUCACUGGCCCAAGUGACGAGAUGGGUGCGUGUUUGAUUGUGUGUGUGUGUGUGUGCUCGGUUCAGGCGUGUUAGUGGCGGCCGUCUGGAUGGCCUCCUCAACCAGUCGCCCCACACAUCAGUGGCCGGAUGCACCACUACAAUGAGCCAUAACGGUCGUGUGCGAGAGCUGGUCCUCACCGGCAGCAGCCACAAGUUCGUCGCAUGGAUUGCCCUUUUGGAUAUGGGAAACGGCAACGGUCAGGCCGACAGACAGACAGCUCUGGUGGUCAAAUGUCAUGUGUUGUUCUCUCUCGUCUGUCUGCAGUGUUGGUUUGGAUCUGGACGACCGAGGCGCCUGCGGCUGGUGUGAGUGAGGAUGCGCCCUUCAAGCGUCGCUUCACGAUCACCACUCGGCUGGCCCGUGUGGCGCUGGGGCAAGUGGCGCCAUUGGUGUUCGACGGCCAAGUAGACGAUGACAGCGACGAUGAUGACGGUGCGGACAGGGGAGGGAGGGACACAGACACAUAUGGUGGCCAUGGAUGGAUGGAUGGAUGGCAUUUCUUCUCUGUCUGUCUUUGUGUGUGGUGUAGAUUCCGACGGCCAUGGCGGUGGUUGGGAUGAUCUGGAUGACGACAGCAACGGAGAGGAUAGGAGGUACACAGACAGGAAAGAAGGCCCAGACGCCCCCACCACAGAUGCCUUAUCUUCCACACCGACCCGCAUCACAUGUGUGCGUUUGUGCGUCUGUGUCGGUGUCGAUGGCAGGUGGGGGUGUGUCGGCUGAGGAGGAGCACGAAGACGGCGGCGGUGGCGGCAAUGCGUCGCUCUGA